GACGACGCGUUUCUAAAGCUCAUUGCGCGGUCUCUGCUCGCAGAAACACAUAGAUAGAGUGUCCUGUUACUGAGCGUUGUAUGGAAAUCCGGGUUUGAAGCAUUGAGGAAUAGUUUCGCUCACUGUCGUCCCCUCCGCACUCGUCGCCACAUCAUAUCUGGCGUGCACUCGUAUUUCGUCCGUGAUCCCGUACCCCAGCCGGGUGAUCCGCUAGGCAGGCACUGCCACGCACUGGUGGUGUCAUCGACUGGUCGACUACUUCAGACUCUCAUUGUUCCAAUAGAGGUUUUUCUCCAUCACCUCCGUCACAUUUGAUUUGAUUCAAAGUGAAAAUGAAAAUCGCCCGGGUGCUUGCAUUACUCCCCCUCGCGUCCGCCUUUGUUAUCACGGAGACGGACGUCUUCCAAAACAUUGAAAAGACUGGAAGAGAGGUUAUCGACCAGACUCAAGGCGUCUUCGAGAAGACACAGCAUGUGCUUGACGAUGCUUUCGCAAAGGCAGUCGAGAGUGUGAAGGAAGUAGGUGAUAAGGCCUACCACAGGAUUCACGAGACUGGAUGCGAUGUUCAGUCUUGGUUGGAAGGCUCGUCCUUCGAGGAAUUCAUGGAUGUUUCUGAGAACCCAGACCAUCCCCACCAUCGCCCACACGACAAACCACCUCACCAUGGCCCGCCCCACCACGGAAGGCCGCAUCACCCUCCGCACCACGAGAAGCCGAACCAGACCGUGUACGAACUCAUCAGCAAGAGCAAGUACACCACUAAGCUUGCUAAGCUAAUUGGCGAUUACCCUGAUCUUGUCGACAGGCUGAACAGCACCAAAUCUAAUUAUACCGUGUUCGCACCUACCGAUGAGGCAUUCGAGAGAAUUCCCAAGCAUGGCAAGAAGCCUUCGAAAGAAUUCUUGGAGAAGGUUCUGCUGUACCACAUCAGCCCCGACUUCUACCCAGCUGGCCGUGUUCUGCACUCGUACACUAUUCCUACGCUUCUCGAGCCUGAGAGCUUGGGUCAUAAGCAGCGUCUCACCGUACGCGUGACCCUGAAGGGACCCACGAUCAAUUUCUACAGCAAGCUUGUCGCAGUCAACAUCUUCGGCACAAAUGGAGUUAUUCAUGGUGUGGAUCACAUCAUCGUCCCGCCUCCGCAAGUCGCUACUAUCAUCGAUCUUCUUCCGGGCGAGUUCAGCACUUUGGAGCUUGCUCUGGUCAAGACUGAUCUCUUGGACAAGAUGAAUAGCACCGACUAUCCUCACCAGGGAGGAACCUUCUUUGCGCCUUCGAACUUUGCGUUCAAGAAGCUCGGUCCCAGGGCUAACGCUUUCUUGUUCAGCCAGUACGGCUUGAAGUACCUCAAGGCUCUCCUCGAGUACCACAUUGUUGUUGACCAGACCUUGUACUCCGAUGCAUUCUUUGACCAGUCCGGAGAUGACGACGAGAAGACUGAUGACUAUCGCCAUUUCCAUGUCGAUCUGCCCACCGUCCUCAAGGACAAGUAUCUCUCCGUCGAUAGCGCAAGAUAUGGUCCCUUCGUCGAGAUAAGGAUCAAUGCCUUCUCGCGCGUAACCAUCCACGACGGCGUUGCCAGCGAUGGUGUCAUCCAGAUCGUGUCCGAUGUCUUGAUCCCGCCGAAGACGGAAGGAACAAAACAGAUGUACUGGACUGGUAAUGAGCUGAGCGUCGAGGACCUCAAGGAGAGGCUAGCGCCGUUCGUUGACGAGAGCCCCGAGUUGUAGGAGUGCAUGAAGUUGUAAUCUAGAGAAAAGCCAUGGGGAGGGCUUCGCUUACAGACGGAUGUCGAGUCCAUAGCUAUUCCGAAUGUACAAUUCUUUGCAUGACGAUCAUUUUGUUCUUCC
Messenger RNA from Paraphaeosphaeria sporulosa, 1850 nucleotides. Its product is annotated as FAS1 domain-containing protein. The record is from RefSeq and is a predicted model, not a curated record. Lineage: Eukaryota; Fungi; Ascomycota; Dothideomycetes; Pleosporales; Didymosphaeriaceae. Gene Ontology annotation, cellular component: fungal-type vacuole membrane. The transcript has a single exon. Gene Ontology annotation, biological process: macroautophagy. The coding region runs from base 333 to 1730 and encodes 465 amino acids.